Molecule: messenger RNA, 581 nt
Organism: Caenorhabditis elegans
Lineage: Eukaryota; Metazoa; Nematoda; Chromadorea; Rhabditida; Rhabditidae
Source: the annotation of a RefSeq genome assembly
AUGUACAAAUAUGUGAUAUCCUUUCCCAUACUGCUCUUUCCAAACUUCGUCACACCAACAAUUCCUUACUCUAUUACUAUGACUUACGCAUUAUUUUUGAACUGGAAAAUUGGAAGUGAAGUUUAUGUUAUGAGCUGUAAAGUUACAAGACUGAAGAUAUACAUAAUUGAUGCGGUACUAUUCAUAGCUCUUUAUGCAUUAAGAUAUUUACCCGACACAACUUACAUACCUACAUUCAAAUCAGUAUCAAUAAUUGUUUUAUCAUUAGAUUGGACAUUUUGAAAUGGAUUUUAUUAGUUUCGAUAACAUAUCUUCUGUUUUAUAAGUUUUAUUCCAUCUAUUAUGCUAAAAACGCUAAGAAAUUGAGUUUGAAAGAGCGCGCUCGUAUCGUUCAUAUCCUGUUAUUCUUAUGUAUUUCAAUUUUCAUCUCCCUAGCAUCAGUCUCUACUGCGUACUCCGAUCAUCUCAAAUCUCCUGAUAAUUUUCAAAUUGUCACACUUGGAUUUCAAGACACUUGCAUUAUGUGUUCCGUGUUCAUUUUGGCAACUUUUGUAGCUCAGGAUAAAGUGGAAACUAUUUGA